Messenger RNA from Neurospora hispaniola, 378 nucleotides. RefSeq names its product bola protein. Gene Ontology annotation, biological process: [4Fe-4S] cluster assembly. The transcript is spliced from 2 exons. The record is from RefSeq and is a predicted model, not a curated record. Gene Ontology annotation, cellular component: mitochondrial matrix. NCBI's taxonomy places the organism in Eukaryota, Fungi, Ascomycota, Sordariomycetes, Sordariales, Sordariaceae. The coding region runs from base 1 to 378 and encodes 125 amino acids.
AUGGCUUCGUCGACCGUGACGUCCGAAUCACCUUCCACUACCCCAAUGGAGGAUGCGAUUCGUCAAAAGAUAACAACCCACCUAGCCCCCCGCACCCUCCAAAUCCACAACGACUCGCACCUGCAUGCCCACCACUCCGCCAUGCGCGGCGUCACGUCUCGCGAGACGCAUUUCCGAGUGGUAAUUUCGUCGGACGCCUUCAAGGGAAAAAUGCAGCCGGCGCGCCAUAGAUUGGUUUACGGGUUGCUCAAGGACGAGAUGGCGAAGGAGGGCGGGAUCCAUGCGUUGCAGCUGAGGACGAUGACGUUGGAAGAGGAGGAUAAGAGGAGGGAGAAGGAGGAGGAGGCGGAAGAGAGGGCGAGGACUUGCAAGGACUAG